CUCACUCUCUCACUCUCUCACUCUCUCUCUCUCUUUGUUCUUCUUUCUUCUACCCUACACAGAGAUUCUAAUAAUGGAAAUGGAAGAUCAUCAUCACCAACUUCAUCAUCAGCAGAACCACCACUACGGUUGUUUAACCGAUCUGUUAAUGAACAACGCUCCUAUGCACCAAUCCCAACCACCGCAACCACCAAUAACACUAGGCGGAGCCACCAGCCACCACCACCGCAACCUGCCACCGUUGCCGGAGACAACGAUGACGAUGUUUGAGAUGAUGGGAGCGCCACGUGGGGUGGUUAUGAAUAGCGAGUUGGCAUCAACAACAAGAGGAUCAGGUGUGGGAGGGUGCAUGGGUGGGGAUGCAUCCUCAAACAACGGAAGAUGGCCAAGACAAGAGACUCUCACUCUUCUUGAGAUCAGAUCUAAGCUUCACCCUAAAUUCAAAGAUGCUAAUCACAAAGGUCCCUUAUGGGAACAAGUCUCCAGGAUAAUGUUAGAAGAACAUGGAUACCAAAGGAGUGGAAAGAAAUGCAGGGAGAAGUUUGAGAAUCUGUACAAAUAUUAUAAGAAGACAAAGGAAGGAAAAGCAGCAAGACAAGAUGGGAAGCAUUAUAGGUUCUUUCGCCAACUUGAAGCCUUGUUUGGAGACAACAACAACAAUUCCAACAACUUUGUUACCAACAACAACCUUAUUAAUUUACAAACAAAUCAAGACAAGUUUCAUAAUCAUCAUUAUUCUCAUCAUCAUCACAAUAACAAUAAUAAUAAUAGUGUAAGCCUCAUCACAAACUCCACUAAUGAGUUUGACACAUCAUCAUCAGAGACUGAUGAUGAUGAUGAAUCGAGGAAGAGGAAGAGGAGGAGGUGGAAGAUGAAGAUGAAGAUGAAGGAGUUCAUUGACUCGCAAAUGAGCAAGCUUGUGAAGAAGCAAGAGGAAUGGCUUGAGAAGUUAGUGAAGACAAUGGAAGAGAAAGAAAAGGAAAGAGUGGUGAGAGAAGAAGAAUGGAGAAGAGAAGAGGCAACUAGGUUGGAGAAGGAGCACAUGUUUUGGGCCAAAGAAAGAGCAUGGAUUGAAGCAAGGGAUGCUGCAUUAAUGGAUUCUUUUAACAAGUUAACAAGGAGAAGGGAAAUCAUUAAGGCUGAAGAACAAGAACAUGAUCAAGAAGCUCCUCAUCAUCAUCAUCAUUUUCAUCAUCAUCAAGAUGAUAGUGUGAUGAUGAUGAUGAUGAUGGGAGACGAAGAAAUCAUCAAAAAUCAUAACGAGAAUAAUAACAAAGAUAUUAGAGAAAAAUACAUGUAUGUUUCGGAAGCACAUUUAAUACAUGCACCAGAAACAUCUACAGCUACUCAUUUUCAGUUGUAAAUACAGGUAGAUAUUCAAAUGAAGAUUCUAUAAUUGUCUUUAU
Messenger RNA from Arachis stenosperma, 1406 nucleotides. RefSeq names its product trihelix transcription factor PTL-like. The transcript has 2 exons. The record is from RefSeq and is a predicted model, not a curated record. Lineage: Eukaryota; Viridiplantae; Streptophyta; Magnoliopsida; Fabales; Fabaceae. The coding region runs from base 74 to 1363 and encodes 429 amino acids.